CUAUAGUUACAAUCAAAACUUUCAUGUGUGUCCAGUGUUAUUAAAUUUUUGUUUUUUGAUUUUGAACAUAAAAGUAACGAAAAGUAGACCCCGUUGUUAAUAUCCGUAUAAUAUACAUUACGUAGAAUUAUAUCUCAAAUAUCUUUCUCCGUCUAUUUUUUUUUAAAAAAGCAAGCGUCAAAUAUUUUCAAAACUAUUAUUUUUGAAAGAAAGAAAUUCAUUUUAAAAAGAAAUUGAAUAAUUAUAAUACAAUAUAACUGAUAUUUAGACUAAAUGGACGAGUUUGGGGAUUUUGACAAGCCCACUCCAAUUUCUUUACAAAAAGAAAAGUUGUGCCGUCAAUUUGUUGAUGACAUGAAAGCAGCUACGCAACAUGAUUUAGAAAUGGGGAAUAGUGCUGAAAAGGAGCGAAUGUUGACAGAAGUCAUUCAAUUUUCUUCAUGUCCUAAAUUACAAGAUACAUUGCUACGGUACGGUAUACUUGAAGUUUACGCUGAAUGGUUGGAUCCAAGGAAAGAUGAGUUCCCUUCAUAUGAUGUUCGAUUAGGCAUUUUGCAAACUUUGAAUAUGGAUCCAAGAAAAGAAGAAUUACCUUCAUAUGAGGUUCGAUUGGUCAUUUUGCAGGCUCUGAAUAAGCUAAUUUUGGAACACACAGAUGAACUCAUAAACUCAAAAGUUAUGGACACAAUACUGUUUUUAUAUUAUCAUCCCUUUGAAUGUGAAGUACUUAAGGAAAUGUGUGCUUGCAUAUUGCUUUCUGAUCACAGUUCAUACAGCACGAAUUUAAACCCUGAAUCUGAAACAGACACAGAUGAAUAUAUGGAUUCGGAGUAUUUUUCUGACUCAGCCUUAAAUGCAGAUAUGAUUUCAUUUAAAAACUCAGAUCUCGAUUCUGACAGCACAUCAGAUGUCAGUUCAAAAACUUUUUGAAAUUUGACGUAAUUAUGAAAACUGCUGAAGUAAGUUACGAAUAUAAGUCAAGUUAUGUAUUGAAAACAGAUGUAGAAAAAUUGAUUUGAGGCUAUAUUGAACUCCUAUAUAAUAAAAUUUAG
This is a messenger RNA of Teleopsis dalmanni, 1052 nucleotides long. RefSeq lists its product as uncharacterized. NCBI's taxonomy places the organism in Eukaryota, Metazoa, Arthropoda, Insecta, Diptera, Diopsidae. Gene Ontology annotation, cellular component: nucleus. The record is from RefSeq and is a predicted model, not a curated record. Gene Ontology annotation, biological process: poly(A)+ mRNA export from nucleus.